AAAAACCUCACGGCGAUGGCAUUGAAAGGCUAUCUGGUACUCCUUGGCCUUCUAGUUCUCGUUGGCUCAUUUGCUAACAGCAAUGGCGCUAAGAAUAAAAUCACACCCAGCUAUGGCAUUUCUUCCCUCAACCGGACCAGUUUUCCCAAGGGUUUCAUUUUCGGGGCGGCAGGAGCAGCUUAUCAGUAUGAAGGUGCAGCAAAAGAAGAUGGUAAAGGCCCAAGCAUGUGGGAUUAUUACAGCCAUAAAUAUCCAGAGUUGAUUGCGGAUGGCAGUAAUGGAGAUGUAGCUGUUGAUCAAUAUCAUCGCUACAAGCAAGAUGUGGCGAUUCUGAAGGAUAUGGGUGCAGAUGCGUACAGGUUCUCGAUCUCAUGGCCCCGAUUGAUUCCAACGGGAAAGAUCAGCAAAGGCGUGAACAGGGAAGGAAUCAAAUACUACAACAACCUCAUCAAUGAGCUCCUAUCCAAAGGUCUCAAGCCCUUCGUGACAAUCUACCACUGGGAUAUUCCCCAGGCCUUAGACGAUGAGUAUGGUGGUUUCCUAAGUGAAAAAGUCGUGGAAGAUUUCCGGGACUUCGCGGACCUUUGCUUCAGAGAGUUUGGAGACAGAGUAAAGCACUGGAUCACACUAAAUGAGCCAUGGACAUACAGCAAUGGAGGUUAUGCACAAGGAAUCUUAGCACCUUUCCGGUGUUCGAGCUGGUAUAGUCCCAAUUGCACCGGUGGAAAUUCCGCCAUUGAGCCCUAUCUAGUCACCCAUCACCUGCUUCUUGCUCAUGGUGCUGCUGUUAAAGUUUUCAAGGAGAAAUAUCAGGCAGUACAAAAAGGUAUAAUAGGUAUAACCCAUGUGUGCUAUUGGAUGGUGCCAUACACUAAUUCCAAACAAGACAUCGACGCCGCUUCACGUGCUCUUGAUUUCAUGUUCGGAUGGUUCAUGGACCCCCUGACAAAUGGUGACUAUCCACACAGCAUGAGAACGUUGGUCGGAAAGCGAUUACCCAAAUUCACAGAAAAGCAAUCGGAGCUGGUGAAAGGGUCCUACGACUUCAUCGGAAUAAACUACUACACUUCUAACUAUGCUGCCUAUGCUCCUUCAUAUAAUUAUGUUAACAAAAGCUACACGACAGAUAGUCUUGUUAAUCAAACAACUGAGCGCAAUGGGGUCCUCAUUGGUCCACAGGCUGCUUCAAGUUGGCUUCAUGUUGUUCCCCGUGGAAUUCUUGAUCUUUUGAAGUACACAAAGGAGAAGUAUUAUAAUCCACAAAUUUACAUAACUGAGAAUGGAAUUGAUGAGUUCAAUAAUGCCUCCUUGCCGCUAAAGGAAGCUCUUGUGGACACCCAAAGAAUUGAUUAUUACUAUCGCCAUCUCUAUUAUCUUAACAAGGCUAUCAAGGAGGGCGUGAGAGUGAAGGGAUACUUUGCUUGGUCCUUCUUGGACAACUUCGAAUGGAAUUCAGGUUACACUGUUCGUUUUGGCAUCUACUUCAUAGAUUUUAAUGAUAAAUUGAAAAGAUACCCGAAGCUUUCAGCUCAUUGGUUCAAGAAUUUCCUCAAGAAAUAUUAGAUCGAUCCAGCCCAAGAUGUUCGAUCGUUUCAUCAACGCUAGCCAGCUGUCUCAACCUUUUGACGGUCUCCGGCCAUUAAUGAAUAAGCAAAAGAUCGAUCAUGAUCAUUUCUUCUCCAUCUGCGUGUUCUUUAAAUAAAUGUCGUUCGUUAUCUUUCUGUAAAUAUUAGAACGAUUGUUGAAUAAUAUGAGACGGGAAAGAUCCAGCUUGAGGAAUAAUUUAUUAUUAAUAAAGCACUCAU
Molecule: messenger RNA, 1805 nt
Organism: Juglans microcarpa x Juglans regia
Lineage: Eukaryota; Viridiplantae; Streptophyta; Magnoliopsida; Fagales; Juglandaceae
Product: beta-glucosidase 12-like
Exons: 13
Coding region: 16-1563 (515 amino acids)
Biological process (GO): carbohydrate metabolic process
Molecular function (GO): beta-glucosidase activity
Source: RefSeq, a predicted model, not a curated record